This is a messenger RNA of Pelobates fuscus (common spadefoot toad), 5737 nucleotides long. It is a transcript of the gene PMFBP1, whose product is annotated as polyamine modulated factor 1 binding protein 1. Bases 1 to 5550 code for a protein of 1849 amino acids. Gene Ontology annotation, biological process: spermatogenesis. The record is from RefSeq and is a predicted model, not a curated record. The transcript has 41 exons. Lineage: Eukaryota; Metazoa; Chordata; Amphibia; Anura; Pelobatidae.
AUGGACCGAGAGCUGGGUAGUUAUGGUGUUGGCGAGUCAGGAUCCAUAAUCGGCCAUAGGUUAACAUGGAAUAGAGGGGUCCAGAGAGAUAGCAGUAAUCAGUACCAUGACCAGUUCCACAGAGUGACUUUGCAGGAUAUCGGGGAUGAAGACGGAUUAAAGGAGUCAGUUUCCAGGGCAACUGAGUGCGAGGCUGUGAUGAGCUCCCUGAUGAACGGCAGGCGUCUGCAGGCGGGAGUAUCUCGCCAGCCCUUGGCCCUGCACCCAGUGCCCACAGACCAAACAGCAGGAUCCAACUCCACAACAUCCAUAGGGGCCGUGCGGGAGCUGGAAGCCUUGGAAGACCUGGUGAUGACCAAAGAGCAGCUGAUUCAGCAGUUACACACUCAGCUGAGGGAUGCCAUCCACAGUCAGGAGCUGCGCCGCAUGGAGGUCCUUGAAAAGGAUGAUCGGCUACAGGAGCUACAGACGAUUAUUACUGAACUGCACGAGGAGAUCUCGCUGAAAGACGCCAAGGCAGUAACGCAUCUACAGGAAAAACAUCAGCUGGAGAAUCGGCUCAAAGCUCUGAGUCCGCCCGUUACCGGGAGCCAAACGGACGCGUCUUUAGUAGAUUCCCUUGCAGCGGUCUCCAAAACAAAUGAACUACUGAAAACAGAGUUGGAUCGAAGAGAUGGGGAGUUGAGAAAUGCUCAGUCUGUGCUUCUUGCUGUCCAGAACACACGGGAUGUACUGUCCUGCGAGCUGGAUGCCCAGGAACAGCAGGUGUACAGACUCCAGCGGGAGCUUAAAGAGAGACAGGAAGAACUGGAGCAGAGACACAGCCGCAUACAGCAGCUUCAUCAGGAUCUCGAGACCUACUCCAGCCAACGAGAAGAGGCCCACCGGCAGGUAUCCGAGUGCAACAUGCGCCUCUCCCAGCUGGAAGGAGAGAAUUAUGCUUUGAAGGUUCGUCAUCGAGAGCAAGAAGCGGAGAUCGAGAAGCUGAGGAGAGAGUCGCUGAGCAAGCAGAGAGCAGACAUGACGCAGCCAGCUUGGGAUCUGGAGCAGAGACUUUCAGAAGCAGAGAGCCAUGAUCAGGAGAGUCAUGGGACCAUCCAGCAACUGCGUGCAGAGCUCAGAGAGGCUGCGUAUACUGUGGGUGCUCUGCAGGAACAGCUGCUGGGAUUGCAGGCAGAGGCUACGUCCCUGCGAGGGAGGUACAGUUGCUGUCAGCGGGAGGCGCUGGAGCUGCAGGAACAUGUUUUGGAGCAGGAGCACAGAAUUGUAGAGCUUCAAAAGGGGAACCGUGACACCGUGGAGAAUCUUCACCGAGCCCAUGAACAGUUGCGAAAUCAGGAGCAGUCUGUGCGCGAGCUUCGGGAAGAAAGAUCGAGACUCCAAGAGCACAGUCAGCGCCUCGAACAGGAGACUGGCGCGCUUCAUGCUGAGCUGGAAACGCAAAGCUUAACACUAAGCGAGCACAGCAGCGUAACGGCCAGUAAGCUGAGCCGCAAGGAACAGGAAGUUGAUCGCUUGCGUCGAGAUAUUCAGGCUUUGCGCAGGCAGACACAGCACGCAGAGGAGAAGGCUGUGCAACAGGAGGCCACAGCAAGCAAUCUCCAGGAAAAGCUGUCAUUGUGUCACAUUGAGAAGACCUCUCUGUCUGACACUAUAAAAAGGCUGGAAAGAGAGCUGUGUGAUGUAAACACUAGCAGAAAAGAUCUGGAACAAGAGAUAAAGAUGCAGAGUGAGACUGUGGAGAAGCUGCAAGCUCAGCUAUCGGUCUGCGAGACGGAGCGGGAUACGGCCUGUGAAAAGAGCGUGGAGCUCCGCAAUGACAGAGACACCCUGCAGAGCAAGGUCCACCAGCUUCAACGAGAGAUCUCAAAUGUGGAACAGAGUAUGAGCGCCGCCCUGCAGGAAGUAGAGAUCCGGAGACUGGAGGUCACUAGGAAAGAUGCAGAGCUCCUUGCUGUGAGAGAAGAGCUUCACAUCUGCCAGGAUACUCUGCAGAGUGCUCUAAAGGAGAAAGCAGAGACAAUACAGGAGGCAGAAGAACAGGUGCAGCAGAAGGAGAAAUUGCUUUCAUCCCUGCAGGAGGAGGUAACGGCAUUAAGAGAGCAGCAGGAAAGCUUCCGAUCCCAGCUGUUGCAGAGCCGUGAGUUGGUGGAGCAGCAGAAGCAGCAGAUAGCAGACUUGACAGAAGAGCUGACUGUCAGAGCACAGACGGUGUCUCAGCUGAAUUCAGCAAAGGAUAAACUAGAGCUGGAAUUUAGCAUCCUGACGGAGAAACACAAAGCGGCUCAGAAAGAGGUUUCUAGCAGAGACCAGACGAUUGUCAGCCUUCGAACUGACCUCACUACUAGAGAGCAAGAGCUGCAGGAAGUACAAAGAGAGCUCACUGAUUGUUCUGAGGAAUUGAGUUCCCUUCGCUUAAAGCUGAAGAACCUGCAGAGUGAUGUUCAGAGCCUUCAGGAAAUCUGCACUGAGCAUGAAACUACAGCCACAGACAAGGAAAAACUAAUAUAUGGGCUGCAACAGGAGAAAGAGGAAAAUCUGGCUGAGAUGCAUCGGUUAAAACAAGAGAUUGCAUGCAUGCGGCAGACGCAGCAGGCUGACACGGAGCGCAUGAGAAACGAAUCGGAGAGGCUGCAGGACAAGUUGGAGUCUGUAACCAGGAGGCAGGAGGAGCAGGAGCUUGAGCUGCGGCACUCCAGGCUGAGGGCAGAGAGGAUAUCCCAGGACCUGAGUCUGGCACAGCAGCUGCAGCUACAGCUGGAGGAACAGGUAUCUCAGCGGGAUGUAGAGCUCCGUCAGCGUAGUGAAGAGGUUCAGCAGCUGCAGACGUGUUUGUGGGAGUCGGAGGAGAAGGCUGUGAGUGCGGAGAGUCAGAGUAGCGCCACACACAGCAGUAUGGAGUUGUAUCGCAGUAAAUACCAGGCGUGUGUGAGCCGAGUUGGGGAACUGGAGGAGAACCUGAGACAGCUGGAAGAUGAAACCCGUGAGAUGAAGCGAGAGGUGUCUGACCGAGACUGUCGGCUGUCUGCACUGCGAGGCGAACUGCUUGUGUUACAGCAGGAGCUGGAGAGUAAAUGUAUGGAACUAGAAAGCUCAGAGGAAGCCAUUGACCAACUCACACAAGAACUUCAGGCAACACAGAGCGACCUGAUGGCCAGCCGUGCGCAAUCCAAAGAGAGCGAGGAGAUCCUUCAGUCUGUCCGGGAGCAUGCGGCGAGGCUCCAAAACCAGGUGGUGGAGUUGGAAGAAGAUCUGGUAAAACUACAGACAGACUUUGCUUCCUACAAAGCAACCCACAGAUACAGUGAUAGCAGCUACGGGGAGCUGGAGAGGCAUGCGGUGCAGCUUACACGGGAGCUAGGCCGUGCUGAAGAGGAGAUUCAGAGACAGAUGAAGGAAACUGAGCGAAGCCAAAUACAUCUGCGAGAGCUAAACCUGGAUUUAACGAAGGAAAGAGAGCAGAGAAACAGCACGUCAAAAGAUGUGGAGCGGCUGGAGCAGGAAGUGUGCAAUCUACGGAGAGAGACAUCUUUACAAGUGCAAGACUAUAAACUACAGAUUUCUGAGCAACAGCAGCAAAUCCAAAAACUGAAGGAGGAGCUGAGAGACAACAGCAAACUGACAGCCCACCGAGAGCAGGCAAUCCAAAAGCGCGAUGUUCUGCUGCGUCAGUCAGAAGCCGACCUUCUCCAGGCACGGAGCUCACUAAAAUCGCUGAAUCAAGAGAGAGAGCGCCACCUGGAGGCUGCCAGUGCUCUGGAGAGGAGACUGCAGCAAACUCAGAAAGAGCGUGAGCAGAAAGAGAGAGACAAUACUGCCCUAAGAACGGAAUUACAGGAACUGAAGAAGGAGCUGCAGGAGACCUACGCACUCCAUCAACAAGCAGCACAGGCGCUGGCAGGCCAGGAGGAGAAGACUCUCUUAAUAGAGAGCGCUCUGCAGAGCACACAGGAGCAGCUGAGUGAGCGAGUGGCAGAGGUUGUAAGACAGGAACAGCUGGCGCGCAAAGUGGAAAGUGAAAUGCGCACGUUGAGAGAACGAGCAAACAACAGCGAUGAAGAACUGGAACAAUGCAGGGCAUUGAUCGAACGCCUGAAGUCAGAGCUUAAUGAAGUGAAGAAGAGAUACAAUGUGUCCACACAGGAGGCUAUAAAGCUGCAGCACUCUGUCAGCAAACUGCAGCUGGGGCAGGCAAACGAGCAGGAGAAAUACAAAGUUCUGCAGCAGCAGUUGCAGGAACAAAGUACAGUCCAACAGAACCUCCGGACUGAGCUGGAAGAGCAGCAGAACCAACAUGAGGAGCUGCAGAGACAGCAGCACAGGAGUAAGGAACGAGAGAGCUCACUGCAGAGAGAGACAGAAGAACUGAGCCUGAGAGUGCAGCACUCUGAGCGACUGAUGGCAGAGCGAGAUCGGAUGCUGCAGCAUCUGCAAAGCAGCUUCUCCCAACUGGAGAGAAAGUGUCAAAGUGCUCAGGAAGAAGCCCGGGAGAGUGCGGCCCAACUGGAGCUCACCAAGAGUGCAUUGGUUCAAACUCAGAGGAAAAUCCAAGCUCAGGCCCAAGAGCUCAGUGACCUGGAGCAAUCCUUGCUGCGUGUGCGCUCGGAGGAGGAGGUGGCGCAGAAGGUUGCACGUGGUCGCAGCCAGGACUUAAACACAGCCCAAGAAAGUGUGCAGGAGCUCAGGAGUCAGGUGACAGCAGCACAGGCCGGCCAGAGAGAAGCCAUGGAACAGUUGGCUGAACGGAGCCGGGAGCUAGCCGCUCUGCGAAGUGAAUUGCAGCGCUGCCAACAAAGGAAGAACGAGCUGGAGCGCGAGUGCGCUGCUCAGGAGGAACGAACGCGUAGAUUGAACAAAGAGAUGGUUGUUGUACGGGACAUGCAGAGACAGAAAGAACAGGAGGAGGAAGCUUGUGAAGGGCGUUUGAGAGAAUUAAACAGUCAGCUGCAGCACUGGCAGCGGCUGCACCAAGAGCGGGCACAGGAGCUGGGGCAGAGGGAAGAAGAGCUCAAACAGCUCCAAGAGCAACUGUCAGUUCUGAUGGAGAAACGAAAGAACGAGGGCAGAGAGAGGGAGGCUGUGCAGGCUACACUGAAUCAAUUGAAGCAGAGAUAUGUUGAGGCCACAACUGAGGUGGACACUCUGAGAAGCUCCCUGGAAGCAGCACGUUCUGACUGUCGCAGGCUGCACCGCGAGAGCGAGCUGGUUGUGUGCAAUGUGAACGAAUGGGUGGAUGAGCAAAAAGAAGCCAACAAGGUGCUAUCUGAGAAAAUCCGUGAGCAGAGCAAGCAGAUUCUGCAGCUGACUACACAGAAAGACCAUUUUCAGGAAGUGAUGGAGCGGCUCCAGCAAGAUAACAAGCGCCUGCGCAUCCAGGGGGAUGAACGGCGUAUAGAGAAUGAGCGACAGAAGCUGAGCCUGCACCAGUCAGACCUCGAACAUCAGAGCGUCAGCCGUGCUGCUACGGAGGAGCCAGGGUCUCUACGGUCUGCACGACGGGCGUUUACUAGUGAUGGAAACUUGAGGACAAAACCACGUGCAGGUCACUGACCGUUUACCACCUCAGAGCUUGCUCACUUAUGGUUAACUCGUUAAAGUGAGAGAUUCCAACCUACACUGGCACUGUGAAUUAGUUGUACAUCUAUGGGCACUGGCAAUCAUGCUGAAAUUUUUUUUGUAAAUUUUUACAAUAUUUAUAAAACUGUUUGUAAUAAAUUAAUCAUGGUUUUUAUAAUGA